AUGGCCGUCCACCACAAUCACGAGCUGCCGCCCGGCCAAAUGAAAGCUUACAGUGAGGUCAUCCGAGUGGCUUGCGAAACCCAUGGGCUCUUCAAGAAUGACGACGACAUGGUACAAUAUAUCAAACCCCUUCUUGAGGCCCAAAAUAAAGCUCUCAGGCAGGAGUUCUACAUGACUCACACCUACAACAUUAACAUAGACAGGACCUCAAUGGAGACAAACACACCUCCCACAGUGCCACCACAUACCUCUCACGGCGGACAGCCCACUACAAUUGGCCCCAGCCAGUCCAACGAUCCCACCAUCAUCUUGGACCAAGCCACACGGCAAUUUAUCAACAUCAAGCCGCCUGGAAGCACAGAGUGGCAGGGAAUGUGCGCACUGAAUUGCCAGCAGACCAUCAACUUUAUUUCCGUUGAGGCCAUGCGGAGAAGGCGCCUCCCCGUGAAGAACGGCGGCCAAUACGAGUGCGCUUGGGAGGUCGACGGCGUAACUCGGAUCGGUAUUUUUAAAGCUGUGUCACAUCUUGGCGCCGACGUCGCGUUCGGAGUCGACUGGUUAGACGACUGUCCAACACCUGCAACAGCGGUUAGUAUCGAAACCACCCCUCACUCACCAAGCAACCCAUUGGCCGGGACGGAUAUUGCAACAGAUCAACGCAGCAAACCAAGCGGUCAGCUCUCGACCGAUGACCACGCCGCCCGACCGGAAAGCCAAGGUGGCUACGGCAACACCAGACAUCAAAAGCAAAAACACCAGGGUGCGCCUCGUCGGCAAAGAGGACACAUGCGUUGGCUCAUCUUAGGGCGCCGUUGGUUUUCUGCCCUUAGAAAACAAGAGCCACGCGAUAAGGUCCAACAUUGA
This is a messenger RNA of Clonostachys solani, 864 nucleotides long. NCBI's taxonomy places the organism in Eukaryota, Fungi, Ascomycota, Sordariomycetes, Hypocreales, Bionectriaceae. The record is from the annotation of a GenBank genome assembly.